This is a messenger RNA of Schistosoma turkestanicum, 213 nucleotides long. Lineage: Eukaryota; Metazoa; Platyhelminthes; Trematoda; Strigeidida; Schistosomatidae. The record is from the annotation of a GenBank genome assembly.
CCUCAAGAACCAGUGGUUACACGUGCUAUCGCUUAUAGACGUUCACAGACUGAAUUAGAAGGAUAUCGUGCUAAAUUAGAUAGUCGUGUUGAAGAAAUACGUGAAUUAAAAAAAGCAUUGAAAUCACGUGCGGAUGAAUUAAGUGAAAUGUCUGUACGUGUUGGUUUAGCUGAGAAAAAUUUAGAAACGAUUGGCAAAGCAAAUGAAGAGUAA